AUGGCGACAAGCAUCGGCAAAUUUGUUGGGGAUCUCAGAGAAAAGUUAAAAUCUGGGUCCCUAAAUGAUGAAAGAAUUGAAAAACGGUCGCACCGCCGAUGGUCCGGUGGUGUAGACCAGACACACGACACAGAACAGUCGACUUUAAGUCAAUACAAGAUGAGCCAAAUCCACGAAGGCAUCCAACAACAUCAACUUUUUUCUGAGGACGAAUGCAUUGCCAUUGAAGAAAAAAUCAACGAAGUGGUUCAGAUUGGGAAAAGUGGCGCCUACAAAGAACACACUGUCGAUACGGCGCCACUCCGUAAUAAGUACUUCUUUGGUGAGGGUUACACGUAUGGUUCACAGCUGUCAAAGAAGGGGCCAGGCCAGGAAAGACUUUACCCGAAGGGAGAAGUAGAUGAGAUUCCGGAUUGGAUUGAGGAAAUGGUGAUCAAACCUGUGGUCGAGGCAAAAAUUGUUCCGGAGGGAUUUUUCAACAGUGCUGUGAUAAAUGACUAUCAACCCGGCGGAUGCAUCGUCUCUCACAUCGACCCUGCCCAUAUCUUCGAUCGCCCGAUCGUAUCUGUCUCGUUCAUGAGUGACUCGGCCUUGUCUUUUGGUUGCAAAUUCACGUUCAAGCCCAUCCGAGUGUCGAAACCUGUGGUGUGUUUGCCAAUAACAAGAGGAAGUGUUACCAUGCUGAGUGGCUAUGCAGCUGAUGAAAUCACUCAUUGUAUCCGACCUCAAGAUGUUGUUGAAAGGAGAGCAGUGAUUAUCCUCAGAAGAGUCCUCCCGACUGCUCCAAGGCUCAAGGUGACAGAUGAAGAACCCGUGCACCAACAGUACAAAUCUCAAAAAUAUUAUGAACACGAUGACCGCAGCCGCAGUUGGCAUGAGCAUGACGAUCGUGAUCAGAGAUGGAGUGAACACGAUGACAGAGACCGCAGUUGGAGCAAGUAUGAUGACCGAAGCAGCAGUUGGAGCAAGCAUGAUGACCGCGAUAAGAGUUUGAGCGAGCAUGAUGACCGUGACAAAAAUCGGAACAAGCAUGACAAUCUCAAUAAAAGUUGGAGUGGUCGUGAUGAUCGCGAUCGCAGUUGGAAUGAGCCUGCUGAGCGCUAUCGCAGGUGGAAUGAGCGUGAUGACGGUGAUCACAGUUGGAGUGAACCUGACAAAAGGAGGCGUUGGAGUGAUCAGAACAGGCGAAAUCCGAGCUGGAAUGAGCACGACGACCGUGACAAAAACUGGAAUUACACUUCUUCGACGCCGUCGGUGCUCAAGGAAAAGACGCCCAGAAACUAUUCACGGAAAAGGAGUCCGAGUGUUAGCCCGUCACGCUUGAGCUCUAAAGUGAUCAAACUUUCGAAUGAAAGAUGUCAGUUAGAGAAAGAUGACCCACCAAUUGUGCCAAAAUCGAUCAAGCGCAUCGUACUUGCGUCGAAACCGAGUCAGAAAAAGAGGCAGGUUUUUCUGACUAAGGACGAAUCAUCACACUGAUUGUACAUUUAGUCAUGGUUCCUGUUGCCGUGGUUACUAACGGUUUUUGUGUUCGAUUGUUAUAAUUUUGUUACAGUAUAGCUAUUAUAUAGCUUCAUAGUUUAUAUGUGCAAGAGUUGAAACAACAUUGAAAAGCCGGCCUAUAGUUGUAUAUCACUAUGACUAUCAGUUCAUUAUAUUCUAGUGUUCGGUCAAAAAUUAGUUUUUUUGAAUCUUUUCUGCAAUGGGGGAAAACUAUGGCCGCCGAGGGAAUGCUGAGCUUCUGUGAAAAUGUGGAUUCCAACUCGCACUAUGUGUUGGAUAUGGGGGUUAUUUUCAUUUUGUGGUGCUGAAAAAACACUAAACAAUUUUAUGAGUAUGUCAAGGAGAACACACAAAAGUGGUACAGUUGAGCUCAUACUUUGUGUGAAAAGGUUAAAAACAAGAGAAUAAUUCGUUGUAGCGUAAUUUUGGUCGCAGGUCUUGUGUGGAACUUUUUUUUAACAAAAAGCUUAAUUGAGUCAUGAUCUCAUUCUCUGACACUUGAUAUCAUGUUAUGCAAUUUUAAAUGUACCCUGGUACUCUUUAAAAACAUGUAAAUUAUACUCGCAACGUGCUAAUGUACAAUCAAAUUGGUAACGGCAAUAGGGGCUAAAUCGUUUAGUCGGAUAUACAUUGUAAUUGGCCUCAUUUCCCCUUGCCCUUUGAAUGUUUUGUUUGAGCUUGACAAUUUUUAUAUCGCUGAAAAAGGGUUGUUUCAGAUAGCAAAGUCUGAAACCUGGAUCCAGAUUUAUGUCGUGUUGCCGGUUCAUAUGUACAAAUUAUCAACCAUUGAUCAGUGUCGGUUUCCUUUGAGAAAUUCCUGCUAAAAUGUGGCCUUGAAUUAUGUAUGUGUACUUUUAAUGUAAAUGUAUGUCUUGUUCAGUCUUUGUUUCAAACUCAAAAAUCACGUGCAAGUAAGAUCACAUGGUACCAUUAGUGUAAGGACCAUUUUUUAUUCAGAAUCGAAAACCCUGUGAAUGUUGAUGCAGAGGAGAAUGGCAAGUUAUAUCAAAUCAUGCUGUGCAUAAUACACAUUGUUAUUUGUAUAGAAAGAAGUAUGUGGUUGGCGUAAUGUGAUCCAUCCUCCCAUAGCAGGUCUUUGGACCGCUCAAAAAAUCCUAAUGCAAGAAUGUAUUUUCAAGAAAGACCCAAACAUGUGCCAGUGGAGAAUGCAUAAGAAACAUUGAUUUACGAAUUAAGGAAAAUACAUUACAUUUUGUUGGAAGGCAGAAUGAGGUAUCGAAAAAUGUGAUUCCGCAACCGCCCUGGAAAGGCCUUACUGCGCCAACCUCUGCUUAUUAUGUGUAAUUAAGAUUUUUAAACCGGAAAUGUAAUUGUGCUUGUUUAAGUGUUAACUUUUUC
Lineus longissimus is the source of this 2862-nucleotide messenger RNA. RefSeq names its product RNA demethylase ALKBH5-like. The record is from RefSeq and is a predicted model, not a curated record. Gene Ontology annotation, molecular function: oxidative RNA demethylase activity. The transcript has 3 exons. The coding region runs from base 1 to 1479 and encodes 492 amino acids. Gene Ontology annotation, cellular component: nucleus. Gene Ontology annotation, biological process: mRNA export from nucleus; mRNA processing. NCBI's taxonomy places the organism in Eukaryota, Metazoa, Nemertea, Pilidiophora, Heteronemertea, Lineidae.